AUGGCUUUAUGUGACUCAAACUAUUGCUUCAUAUGUAUUGAUAUUGGAGGCUUUGGUAAAGAUAGUGACUCGGGAAUUUAUAAAGAAUCUACUUUGUAUAAAAAACUAACCGAAAAAAAGUUAAAUAUUCCUGAUCCCGGACCUAUAACCGACAAUGGAUAUAUUAGAAUUCCAUAUGUAAUAGUGGCUGAUGAAGCAUUUGGUAUGUCGGAAAAUUUGAUGAGGCCUUAUGGAGGUAAAAUGUUAUCAUAUGAAAAAAAGAUAUUCAACUAUCGUUUAACUUUAGCACGCCGUUUUGUGGAAUGCACAUUCGGAAUUAUGUGCAAUAAGUGGCGAAUAUUACACCGACCACUCGAUGUAAAAAUUGAUUUUUUUGAAAACAUUGUUAAAGCGAUUUGUGUAUUGCAUAAUUAUGUCAGGUUAAGAGACGGCUUCAAGUACGAGGAUACACUUUAUACAGCACCAUUGACAGACCUAAAUCCAUCACACGCCGGACGGGCUAUAAAAGAUGCAGAUGUAAUUCGAAAAAAAUUUACCUCUUACUUUAUAAAUGAAGGGAAAUUAGAGUGGCAAGACACAACAUGA
Messenger RNA from Melanaphis sacchari, 585 nucleotides. Its product is annotated as protein ALP1-like. Lineage: Eukaryota; Metazoa; Arthropoda; Insecta; Hemiptera; Aphididae. Bases 1 to 585 code for a protein of 194 amino acids. The transcript has a single exon. The record is from RefSeq and is a predicted model, not a curated record.